Oncorhynchus mykiss (rainbow trout) is the source of this 2807-nucleotide messenger RNA. It is a transcript of the gene nmt2, whose product is annotated as N-myristoyltransferase 2. NCBI's taxonomy places the organism in Eukaryota, Metazoa, Chordata, Actinopteri, Salmoniformes, Salmonidae. Gene Ontology annotation, biological process: N-terminal peptidyl-glycine N-myristoylation. The record is from RefSeq and is a predicted model, not a curated record. Gene Ontology annotation, molecular function: glycylpeptide N-tetradecanoyltransferase activity. Gene Ontology annotation, cellular component: cytoplasm.
GGCCCAUUCCGUCCUCUGAGUAGCAAGUGCAUUAUAAUCCUGCUGGCUAGUGGAUGUCAUGGCAGUGUAGCCAUAUAAAUGAAAGCUAGCUUAGUAGCUUUUCAUUUGAUGAAUGAGACUCGGUGUAGUUAUUGCAAGCUAACUGGCCAGCUAGCUAAAUUGCCAGUUUAGCAUGCGAGUACCCUGUAGAAUUGACUUGUUUGCAUUUAAAGCAAUUGUCAAUGGAAUGACAUAAGCUACAUGGAUAUUUAUCUAACUAAAUGUUUAGUUUUAUACUGCUGGCGCAUUUGCUAGCUAACAGCAGCGCAUAUCCUUGGCUGUCCUUCUCUGACGUUACAGCAGCAGGCUAGACGUAAAACAGUAUGUAAACUAACGUUUAGGCAGAGUGAUUGCUACUCUGUUCCGGUUACACCCACUGAGGUAUACCCACUAUAGCCUACAGCGGUACUCGUGGAUUUAUAAAUGUCCGGCAACUCAAAUGGGGAGCCCGGGGGGAGACUUGGGGGCUAAGAAGAAGAAGAAGAAACAGAAGAGAAAGAAAGAGAAGCCGAGCUCUGGAGGGGCCAAGUCAGACUCUGCCUCAGACUCACAGGAGAUAAAGAACCCAGGGCUGCCCAUGCAGAAGCUGCAGGACAUCCAGAGAGCCAUGGAGUUGCUGUCCUGCCAGGGACCAGCUAAGAGCAUCGACGAGGCCACCAAACACAAGUACCAGUUCUGGGACACACAGCCAGUACCUAAACUCAAUGAGGUUGUAACCAGCCAUGGGCCCAUGGAGGCUGACAAGGACAACAUCAGACAGGAGCCCUACUCUCUACCACAGGGCUUUAUGUGGGACACGCUGGACCUCAGCAACGCUGACGUGCUGAAGGAGUUGUACACCUUGUUGAAUGAGAACUAUGUGGAGGAUGAUGACAACAUGUUUAGAUUUGAUUACUCACCCAGCUUUCUCAAAUGGGCGUUGCGUCCUCCAGGCUGGUUGCCCCAGUGGCAUUGUGGGGUGAGGGUUUCCUCCAAUAAGAAACUGGUUGGUUUCAUCAGUGCCAUUCCUGCUGAUAUCCACAUCUACGACACCUUAAAGAAAAUGGUUGAGAUCAACUUCCUGUGUGUUCAUAAGAAAUUGCGUUCAAAGCGUGUGGCUCCAGUUCUGAUCAGGGAGAUCACACGAAGGGUUAACUUGGAGGGUAUAUUCCAGGCCGUCUACACGGCAGGAGUGGUACUACCCAAACCUGUGUCUACCUGCAGGUACUGGCAUCGUUCUCUGAACCCCAGGAAGCUGGUGGAGGUGAAAUUCUCUCACCUGAGCAGAAACAUGACGCUGCAGAGAACCAUGAAACUGUACAGACUACCAGACAGCACUAAGACCCCGAGCUUGCGAGCGAUGGAGAGGCGUGACGUGCGUCAGGUGACAGAGCUGCUGCAGAAACAUAUGAGACGUUUCCAGCUGGCGCCCUCUAUGGGCGAGGAGGAGGUGGCACACUGGUUCCUCCCUCAGGACAACAUCAUAGACACAUUUGUCGUAGAGGGUGCUGGUGGUGUGUUGACAGACUUCACUAGUUUCUACACCCUGCCCUCCACAGUGAUGCACCAUCCACAGCACAGAAGUCUAAAGGCUGCUUACUCCUUCUACAGCGUUCACACACACACUCCACUACUGGACCUGAUGAAUGACACUCUCAUACUGGCCAAACUGAAAGGCUUUGAUGUGUUUAAUGCUCUGGACCUGAUGGAGAACAAGGUGUUUCUGGAGAAGCUCAAAUUUGGCAUCGGAGACGGCAACCUGCAGUAUUACCUCUUUAACUGGAAAUGUCCCCCCAUGGACCCUGACAUGGUUGGCCUUGUUCUUCAAUAACUAGUCUGUCUGUGACUGCUACACACUCAGAGGUCAAAGGUCUUCUUUGACCCCUAACAUCGCUCUACCUGGACACACAGGUAGUCCCAAACUAGAAGAAGACAAUGACAACAAUCAACCAAUCAAAGUGAUCGGGAGGUGUGCAUCACUUUGAGCAUCUCUCCUGGAUCAUUUUUUAUCAUGGAGAACAUUCUCUCUGCUCACCCGGAACUGAUAACUCUUUUUAACCAUCAACAUCCUGAAUGUGAAGUCAUGCUCUGCCUGAGACAGACUCUUGUACAGUACACACACACACACACACACACACACACACACACUACACGAAGAGAAGGAAGACUUGCAUCCAUAAUGUUUUUGUUGUUUUAUUCAAAAAGGUGCAUUGGUAACCGUGUUUGUUGGACAGUGCAGAAAUGUAGUAACCUGUGCAUUUAAUGCCAGAACACAUUUAUUCCUGUAGUGUGGAAUAUGGGGGGUGGGAGAGGAAAGAUUCAACUAGCGUAGAUGUUAUUGACUUUGGUGUUCCUAUGAACGGUUAAGAGGGGAGGGGAUUCUAGGGAUUUUUGAGGAAGAAUGUAUUUGAAGCACAAAUCUUAAGUUCUUAACUGAGUGAAAGGCUCCUUAACAACCCCAGGUGCAUUUUAUAUAUCGAUUAUUUCUGUUUUGUGUGUUUAGGUUUUUUAAUAUCUGAGUGUUUGAGAAACAUAAAAUGCAGGAUGGGAAUUUUAUUAUUUUAAAAUUGUUUUUAUUUAUUUUUUGUGUUUGUGCAGCUAACAGCAUAUUAUUUUAAAAAGGUCGCAAUUUUUUUCCCCGGGCACAAUUCUGAUAUUUAGGAUUGUGCUUAUAUGUUGUGUGUUCUGUCACCAUUCCUCCCAUGUCUGUCACUAUUUGUUAAAACACCUUAAAAAUCAAACCGGCAUCUUCACCUAUAAAUAAAGGUUUUGGGUAGGAGUAUCAGGCA